This is a messenger RNA of Triticum turgidum subsp. durum (durum wheat), 1521 nucleotides long. The record is from the annotation of a GenBank genome assembly. Lineage: Eukaryota; Viridiplantae; Streptophyta; Magnoliopsida; Poales; Poaceae.
AUGCCGCCGCCGCUCAAGAAUCGCAGCCACGCUCCCGCGAAGGCCGGGCAGAGCCGGCCGCCGCCACGCCAGCCGGGGCGGCGGAUGGCUAGGCGCGACGGUGGGGAGCGAGCGGCCUUCUUCGCGCGGCGCGAGGCGGCCACGGUGCUCCGGCGCGUGCUACGCGGGGACGCCUCCAAGCGCUCCGGGGGAUCCAUCAAGUCCCUCGUCUUCUCCCCCUCCGUACGCAACAAGCGUGCCACCUUCGCCCUCGUCUGCCAGACCCUCAAGUAUCUUCCAAUUCUUAAGGAGGUUUUAGCAUCAAGUGGAGUAUUCAGCAGCAAAUGGAAGAAACAAGAGGAAUUAGUUUAUGUGACGGCCUACGACAUCCUCUUCGGUCAGGAAAUUGCAGUUUCUGGAUCUGUCGAGGAGUAUAUUAUGCUACAUAAAGAUACUUUUAGGACUGCUCUUCAGAAAAUAUGUGUUAAAAGGAAAGUCAGUAAUGUUGAGGACUUGUUAAGCGAGAAAACUACAGUCAAACCGAAGCCCAGGUUUGUUCGUGUAAACACACUCAAGACCACAACAGGAUCGGUUAUUGAAGUACUAAGUAAAAUGCACAAGGUUGAUAAAGAUGAUAUGGUUCCAGACAUGUUGGUGCUCCCUCCUGGAACUGAUAUGCAUAAACAUCCAUUGGUCACAGAUGGAAAGGUGUUUUUGCAGGGAAAAGCAAGUUGUAUGGUGGCAGCUGCAUUGAGUCCUAAGCCGGGUUGGAAGGUUAUUGAUGCAUGUGCGGCUCCAGGGAACAAAACAGUCCAUCUUGCUGCACUCAUGAAUGGAGAAGGGAGUAUUAUUGCUUGUGAACUUAACAAAGAGAGGGCCAAGACAUUGCAACAUACUGUCAGAAGAUCUGGAGCAAACAAUAUUGAAACAGUUAUUGGUGACUUUUUGAAUAUAGAUAGCAAUGAUCCGUCAUAUGCAGAGGUUCGUGCUAUUCUAUUAGACCCCUCUUGCUCUGGAUCUGGAAUCUCUACUGAGAGACUCGACCACUUGCUUCCUUCACAUUCUAUAGAUGAUCAGGAUGAUGGAGGUUCAAGCGCAAGGAUCCGGAAACUGUCCGCCUUUCAGCGGAAAGCUCUCUCACAUGCUCUAUCAUUUCCCUCUGUAGAGAGAUUGGUCUACAGCACCUGUUCAAUACACCAGGCAGAGAAUGAGGAUGUCGUCAGCUCUGUGCUACCUUUAGCCUCAUCACUCGGUUUCGAGCUCGCUACCCCAUUCCCUCAAUGGAGGCGCCGUGGCCUUCCGGUCUUCGACGGAGCCGAGCAUUUGCUUCGGACGGACCCCGAGGAUGAUCUGGAGGGAUUCUUCAUAGCGCUUUUUGUGAGGAAAGCAGCCGCCGCAGAUGCUUUGGAGCCUAGCGAAGACGGUCGCGCUUUGGGAAGGAAAAGGAAACGAGCUUGCACAACGCGAAGCGGAGGUCUCAGGGCGUUCAGCUCCUUGAGAUUGUCCAGGAUGGACGUGCUCUGCUCCAUCUGGGGUAUAUAG